Molecule: messenger RNA, 5075 nt
Organism: Rattus norvegicus (Norway rat)
Lineage: Eukaryota; Metazoa; Chordata; Mammalia; Rodentia; Muridae
Source: RefSeq, a predicted model, not a curated record
GUUGGAGAGGUGGCUUAGGGGUUAAGGGCACUUAACCAGUGCAGAGGACCCAGGUUGGAGUCCCAGCACUCACAAGGCAGCUCACUACUGUCUAUAACAUGUGCAUGAGGUGCAUAGAAAGAUAGAGAAACAGACAGUCAGAUAAUACAUGUGUGUGCGCGCACAAUACAGAACAAAACACCAGUACACAUAAAAUAAACGCAUGAAGUUUAGAAGCACUGUGGGCAGUGAUAGAGUUUGACUUGCCUUUUCUUAGAGAAAACUUUAGAAUCUAGAUUAUGUUUCCAAGAUGUGCAGUAAAGCAGAAACGUAAGCUGCAACAGCACACAAAACAUAGUUGCUUGUCACUUAAGUGUGUGCUGUGGAGAGAUGUUGUGAGAGGCCUGUUGCUAGGUGACCGUUGUUAUGGAAACAUCCUUAUAGAGUUGUUAUGGAAACAUCAGGAUAGAGUAUGUGUGUACCUGCUUUGAAGACGGCACAGCUUACCACAUGCUUAAUGUUAGGCGCGUAUGUUACAGCCUACCCCUUCGAGGGCUACGGUGAAUAAAAUAACAUGGGAUUGAGUCAAGCGCAAGAGAAGCACUGGAUGUAGCUCAGCUGGUGCCAUGCUUACCUAGUGUGCACAAACUGAGGCAUUUUAGUUUUCAAUCCUCCUGCCUCAGCCUCUUUUAGUAUCUGGGAGCAACAGUGAAUCUGUCUAGUACAUAGCUCUUAGAUUUUUACAAUCCCUUCUCCCAUAAAAUGAGCCCGAAUGUACCAAGAACCAUUGAUUCCAGAGCUGGGCCAUGAAAAUAGAAGCAUUUCAGUCUGCCUUCCGAGCUCAGGGGCCCCUGGCCAUACUGGACCACUUCGAUACAAUCUACAGCAUUAUACAUCACUUUCGAAGUAUAGAACCUGGCCUCAAGGAAGACACCCUGGAAUUCCUGAUGAAAGUGGUAUCCUGCCACUCCCAGGAACUGUCAUCCAUCCUGGAUGACGCAGCUUUGAGUGGAUCAGAUAGAAGCGCCCACCUAAAUGCCCUCAAAAUGAACUGCUAUGCCCUGAUACGCCUCUUGGAGUCCUUUGAGAAUAUGACCAGCCAGACAGGCCUCAUUGACCUGGACAUUGGUGGGAAGGGUAAGAAAGCCCGGGCCAAAACAGCUCUUGGCUUUGUCUGGGAGGAAGAGAGGCAACCAGUCCUUGAGCUUUUAACACAGCUGCUCCAGCUGGACAUUCGUCACUUGUGGAGCCACUCGGUAAUUGAAGAGGAAUUUGUCAGUUUGGUUACUGGCUGUUGCUACCGCCUGUUGGAGAAUCCCACCAUUAGCCACCAGAAGAACCGCUCCACCAAGGAGGCCAUAGCACACCUGCUUGGGGUGGCCUUGGUCCGCUACAACCAUAUGCUCAGUGCGACCGUGAAGAUCAUCCAGAUGCUACAGCACUUUGAGCACCUGCCCUCUGUCCUGGUGGCAGCUGUGACUCUGUGGGCAACGGAUUACGGAAUGAAGAGCAUAGUGGGAGAGAUCGUAAGAGAGAUUGGACAGAAGUGUCCACAGGAGAUGAGUCGAGACACAGCAGGGGCAAAGGGCUUUGCUGCUUUCCUCACUGAGCUGGCAGAGCGAAUCCCAGCUGCCCUGAUGUCCAGCAUGUGCAUGUUGCUAGAUCAUCUGGAUGGAGAGAAUUAUAUGAUGCGCAAUGCUGUGUUAGCAGCUAUGGCCGAGAUGAUACUCCAGGUUCUAAAUGGUGACCAAUUAGAAGAAUCGGCCCGAGAAACCAGAGAUCAGUUCUUGGACAUCUUGCAAGCUCAUGGGCAUGAUGUGAACUCCUUUGUUCGAAGCCGUGUUUUACAACUCUUUACCCGAAUUGUCCAACAAAAGGCGCUCCCCCUGACCCGUUUCCAGGCAGUGGUGGCCUUAGCAGUGGGACGUCUGGCAGACAAGUCGGUGCUGGUGUGUAAAAAUGCGAUUCAGCUGCUGGCCAGCUUUCUAGCCAACAAUCCCUUUUCCUGCAAGCUUAGUGAUACCGACCUUGCUGGGCCACUGCAGAAGGAGAUUCAGAAGUUACAAGAAAUGAGAGCCCAGAGGCGGACUGCAGCUGCGUCUGCAGCACUAGACUCAGAGGAAGAAUGGGAGGCCAUGUUGCCAGAACUGAAGUCUACUGUGCAGCAGCUUCUGAAGCUUCCCCAAGAAGAGGCAGAGCAGCAGAUUGCCGAUGGAGAGACUGCGGAGGAAGUGAAAGGACGCAUCCACCAACUGCUUGCCAGAGCUAGUUACAAACAGGCCAUUCUUCUCACUCGAGAAGCUACCAGUCGCUUCCAGGAGUCUGAACCCUUCAGUCACACAGAGCCAGAGGAGAAGGACUUCCUGAAUCUCUUGGGUGUCAUCUUCAAAGGCCCUGAAGCUUCCACACACGAAUCUCCUAGGCACACAGAUCCAGGGCUAACUGGCAGUAAAGACUCUCCUAGUGUGCCUGAGCCUGAGGGGUCCCAGAGGGACGAUGAGCUGCUGAAGCAGGAGAUGCUGGUGCAGUACCUGCAGGAUGCCUACAGCUUCUCCCAGAAGAUCACAGAAGCCAUUGGCGUCAUCAGCAAGAUGAUGUAUGAGAACACAACUACAGUGGUGCAGGAGGUGAUUGAGUUCUUUGUGAUGGUAUUCCAAUUUGGGGUACCCCAGGCCCUGUUUGGGGUACGCCGCAUGCUGCCUCUCAUCUGGUCUAAGGAGCUUGGUGUCCGGGAAGCUGUCCUUAAUGCAUACCGCCAACUGUACCUCAGCCCGAAAGGGGACUCAGCCAGAGCCACAGCGCAGGCCUUGAUUCAGAACCUCUCGUUGCUGUUAGUAGAUGCCUCCGUCGGGACCAUUCAGUGUCUUGAAGAAAUUCUUUGUGAGUUUGUGCAGAAGGAUGAGAUAAAGCCAGCAGUGAUCCAGCUGCUGUGGGAACGGGCAACGGAGAAGGUCCCGUGCUCUCCUCUGGAGCGCUGUUCCUCUGUCAUGCUUCUUGGCAUGAUGGCACGAGGAAAACCAGAAAUUGUAGGAAGCAACUUAGACACCCUGGUGAAGGUAGGGCUGGAUGAGAAGUUUCCACAGGACUACAGGCUGGCCCAGCAGGUGUGCCUCGCCAUUGCCAACAUCUCGGACAGGAGGAAGCCUUCCCUGGGUGAACGUCACCCUCCCUUCCGGCUGCCUCAGGAGCACAAGUUGUUUGAACGACUUCAGGAGAUGGUCACAAAGGGCUUUGCACACCCAGAUCCCUUCUGGAUCCCAUUCAAAGAGGUGGCAGUGACCCUGACUUACCAAUUGGCAGAGGGGCCUGACGUGAUCUGUUCCCAGAUGCUGCAAGGCUGUGCAAAGCAAGCCUUGGAGAAACUUGAGAAGAAUACCACUGAGGGGGACUCCAAGGAAACAGCCCCUAAGCUCCCCACGUUCCUGCUGAUGAACCUGCUCUCCCUGGCUGGGGAUGUGGCCCUACAGCAGCUGGUCCAUUUGGAACAGGCUGUGAGCGGAGAGCUGGGUCGGCGGCGAGUUCUUCGAGAGGAGCAGGAGCACAGGACCAAGGUCCCCAAGGAGAAGACCACAAGCUCUGAAACAACAAUGGAGGAAGAACUGGGGCUGGUGGGGGCCACUGCUGAUGACACGGAGGCGGAGCUCGUCCGGAGCAUCUGUGAGAAGGAACUGUUGGAUGGCACUCAGGUACUCGCUGCCUUUGUUCCACUGCUGCUUAAAGUCUGCAACAACCCUGGGGCAUACAGCAACCCAGAGCUCUCUGCAGCUGCUUCUCUGGCCCUUGGCAAGUUCUGCAUGAUCAGUGCCCCUUUCUGCGACUCCCAGCUCCGUCUUCUGUUCACCAUGCUUGAGAAGUCUUCACUGCCCACUGUGCGGUCUAACCUCAUGGUUGCCACUGGGGAUCUGGCUAUCCGCUUCCCUAACCUGGUGGAUCCCUGGACUCCCCAUCUAUAUGCCCGCCUCCGAGAUCCAGCUCAGCAGGUGCGGAGGACAGCGGGGCUGGUGAUGACGCACCUGAUCCUGAAGGACAUGGUGAAAGUGAAGGGACAGGUGAGCGAGAUGGCCGUGCUGCUCAUUGACCCUGUGCCUCAGAUUGCUGCCUUGGCCAAGAAUUUCUUCAAUGAGCUCUCCCACAAGGGCAAUGCAAUCUAUAAUCUCCUCCCUGAUAUCAUCAGUCGCCUGUCAGACCCAGAGGGUGGAGUGGGGGAGGAGCCCUUCCACACCAUCAUGAAGCAGCUCCUCUCCUACAUCACCAAGGACAAGCAGACUGAGAGCUUGGUAGAGAAACUGUGUCAGCGGUUCCGCACAGCCCGAACUGAGCGUCAGUACCGGGAUCUGGCCUACUGUGUGUCCCAGCUGCCCCUCACAGAGCGAGGCCUCCACAAAAUGCUGGACAACUUUGACUGCUUUGGCGAUAAGCUGAUAGAUGAGUCUGUCUUCAGUGCUUUCUUGUCAAUUGUGGGCAAACUGCGUCGUGGGGCCAAGCCUGAGGGCAAGGCUGUAAUAGAUGAAUUUGAGCAGAAGCUUCGUGCCUGUCACACCAGAGGCAUGGAUGGAAUAGAGGAGCUUGAAACUGGCCAAGGAGGCAGCCAGCGGGCCCUGUCUGCCAAGAAACCCUCCGCCGGUGUGAGAGUCUCAAGGCAACAGCCUCUGACUUCUGUAGACUCAGACAAUGACUUUGUCACACCUAAGCCUCGACGUACCAAACCCCGUCGUCCACAAACUCAGCAACGCAAGUCCCAGAGGAAAGCCAAAGUUGUCUUCUCAAGUGACGAGUCCAGUGAAGAUGAACUUUCAGCGGAGAUGACCGAAGAAGAGACACCCAAGAAAACCACCCCCAUCCGCAGAGCAUCUGCGCAAAGACACAGGUCCUAGGAGCUGCCUUUGCCUAUUCCCAUCCCUGCUGUGCAGGGUAUCUUACUGAAUGAUCGAGAAUUCAACGCCCCCCCCCCCCUUGGAAAAUACUUGUUGCCUCCUUGUUUUUAACAUGUAAAUGGUCUUUUCGAGCAAGGCCUUUCUCUUAGAGCCCCUGACUGCUACUUUCCAAGAUCCAAUCACCAUGUUUUCUAGUGAAUAAAUGUUUUUAUAUACUUUUAA